GCAAAUUGCCAAAUCUGGGAAAUGCCGCUGCUUCCUCUGAUGCUGCCAUGCUGGCACACUUUCUUUUGGUGGGAAGGAAUGCUGCUGCUAUUUAAAGGAAGCACCUUCUAGGAGGUCCUGCUUUGAGGACCAAAGUUUGUGCCUGGAAUUUGAACUCCACUUGAAACUUGAUCCUGCGCCAAAGAAAAUAAAGACAAGAAAGUGAAACCAAUGGCUGUUUUUUUACGCAAACUGGAAUUUAACUUUCAUUUUAAAUGCGCUGUCGUCCGGAUUGGUUUUGUUGAAUGGGCACCGACGCUUCUGCUCUACAAGCGCAGCUCUCCCCAGCUAAAGAAACCCCGACCUGCGGGAGGGAGCCCGUCGUCCAGCAGGUGAAAAAUGCUGUCUUUCUCGGGGAUGUGACCUGAGUUCUACUUUGAGUUCUUUGUGAGUCUUCCAGCCUGGAUGGUACUGCGGCAAUAUUUUAACAUUUUUCAGAUGGCAUUCCUCCACAUCUUUCCUCUGGUCUUGCUACUACUGAACACAUCAAAUUCUAUUCAGGCUGUGUCUUCUAGUUUCUCAUGUGAAUCAAAUGUUGCAGAACGUGGAAAAACUGCCAGCAUUAUCUGCAAGUACACUAAAGAUAUUAGAAAUGCAUCAGUGAAAUUCUGUUUUGCCAAUACUACCACCUGUCCUGAAAGAAGUGAACUCAACACAUAUAACAGAAAGUUAACCUCUGACCAUGGAAGAAUUUCACUGAAGUUGAAUCACUCCGCCAUCCUGAUUAUUAACAAAGUACAAAUAUUGGACCAAAGAAAUUACUAUUUUUUUCUUGAAGCUGAGAAUCAUUUUGGAAGAAAAUAUGUGUUUCUAAAAGUUGUUGCAACGUAUACUAACCCUCAAGUCAGAAGGCAGAAUGACACUCUUAUAUGUACAGCAACUGGAGGUUAUCCAGAAAAGUACCUCUAUUGGUUUGACAAGUACAAUACCAACCUGACCGAUAGAUCAAAAUUUGUGGCUGUGCCAAAUGCAGACGGCUCAUUCUCUCUCAAUAGUACUCUCCUGGUUGAUUCGUCUGACAGCAAAAUGGCAUACUGCUGUACUAUUAACAACACAAAUAGCUUUCAUGAACCUCAAGGUGGUUCUUGCAUCACAUUUGAAGACGCCACAACCAAUGAGUUGCGAUUAGAAAAGACAAACAAUUCCAUUCUGAUUGUAGUAAUUGUUCUUGUGGUACUCACUGUUAUUCUUCUGGCAUUGUUCUGGAGAAAGAAGAAAGGCUCCAAUAAAAUCUGCAGGAGAGGAGAUUCAAUUGCUUCCAUGCAGCAGAAAUUCCACAGGUUUCUUCCUGGAGAACAAAUUCCAGCAUAGUAUGAAUGGGGGGAAAUAGAUUUAACAGUCUCUCUCGGAUGGAUAUUGAUAAAUAUGGCCUUGGCAUAGGAUACUGACAUCCAGAACUGCAAUGCACAAGUAUAAGAUGGGGAAGAAUUUUGUCUGGCCAUCUACUUUCUAACUCCACUGCAUGUCCUUGUUCUUUUUUAAAAUUAUCAAGAAAAAAACUUUACGUUGAUUGAAAGAAACAGGCAGUUUAUCAGUGUUCGUGAAAAUCACAUUUCUUCAGGGCUUGGAAAAACUGGGUUGAACCUGAAUUUUCCUUAAACAACAGUUGUGGAUGCACUCCUUAUAUAGCACAAACUAGCCUUAUCAUAUGAUCCUUUUGGACUGUCCUUGUGAAUCAGUCCCUUAUGAAUCCAUAUCCCCAUCUGACAGACAGAAACCACUGUGACCUAUAACUACUGAAGGAUACCAAAUGUUAAUCUGAAGAGGCACCGUGAAUGUUUCGAGGGAGAGGAGCAAAUCUUCAAAUAAAAAAAAUGGCUCAGUUGCAGGUGAAUAAGAUAACUUACUAAUGAACUGGGUGAGAGACAGUAAGAACUGUGGCUGGGCUGUUGUCAACUGCCAUCCGGAGUUUGGCUCUAUCUCCCUCCGUUUUCCAGGACUAGGCCCUGCUACUCCUGAUUGCCUCACCCCCCC
Messenger RNA from Pogona vitticeps (central bearded dragon), 2013 nucleotides. Lineage: Eukaryota; Metazoa; Chordata; Lepidosauria; Squamata; Agamidae. The record is from RefSeq and is a predicted model, not a curated record.